Molecule: messenger RNA, 1980 nt
Organism: Polistes dominula (European paper wasp)
Lineage: Eukaryota; Metazoa; Arthropoda; Insecta; Hymenoptera; Vespidae
Gene: tub
Product: interleukin 1 receptor associated kinase 4 tube
Source: RefSeq, a predicted model, not a curated record
UGUCAUGUACGUUAUGACGUGCUGUUACGAUAUAACCAUAAAUUCAUUGGUAUAAUAAGAAAGAAAGACACAGAUGAAAUUAUAAUAUAUUUAUAUUAAUGGCUAAUUCAAUCAUAAAUUCAAAUACAGAACUUCGAAAGUUACAACCAGCACAUAAAUAUGCGCUUGCAGAAAUACUAAAUGUUUCUGACUCAUGGAAACAAUUAAUGGCAAUUAUUCCACGAGAUGAUACCAAUGCACCAAGGUUUAAUAGUGAACAUAUUAGCAUUAUUGAUCAAGUAGCAGAAAAACAUCGAGAAAAUGGUGCGAAAAUUUUACUGGAAGAAUGGAGUACAAUGGGUAGAUUAAGACCUACGUUGGGAAUAUUACUUAAUCUUCUUAUUGAAGCAGAAUUAUUUAGAGCCGCUGAUUAUGUUGCUGGUGAAAUUUUAAAAGUUGAUUUACCAAAGCGACCAGAGUACGGGCCUGCUGCAAUUAUUGAUAUUUCAGAUAAUACUUUAGCAAAACUUAUGCAUGAUAAAAUUCAAUUGAAUAACAAUGAAAAUGGUAAAUUGUCGCAAACGGUUGAAUCGUUGUCAUCGUCAUCUUCAUCGUCAUCAUGCAGAGUCAACGUCGGAGAGAUUAUACAUUUUUCAAAUGUUGCGGAUCUUAUGGAUCCUUGUUUAAUAAGAAAUAAUACAGAAAGUAUGGAAACUUUGGGAAAAUGUAAUGCCAAAAAAGAAGAUAUACAUUUGGUCGCUAACGAUAUUAUUAUAUCGUCUGUUGAUAAUGUUAAUAAAGAUUUAGAAGUAUCAUCUAAAGAAUUACCAUUGUUUUUACAAAACUUUGGUCAAAUAGAAAAUCUUAAUGAAAGUGUUCAAUCGCAUGAAAUCCCUGUUUUUGUAAAUGGAAGUGCCUUCGUAUCAGACAAAUCUGUAAUUAAAAGUAAUGAUGAUAAUAGGACAAAUAUAACAAAUAUGGAUAACACAAGUAGUUCAACCAGUUACAAUUUUGAUUUGACAAAUAGAGAAGAUCGGGAAGGUAGUAUGAAUUGUCAAUUUCAAUCUGAGGUAAUGUCCUCUUUGUUACCACAAUUUGUAAAUGAUUGGACAAAUAAGAAUACUUGAAAAGAAACGCAUAACACGUAUAUUACACAUCGGAAUAUAACGAAUUCUGAAGAUCUGCCGCUUACAGUACUGGAGUAUAACAGAUAAUAAUUUUGGAUUUAUUUGUAAUAUAAAUUAUUCCAAUAUGUAUAUUGAUAUACAGGUAACCCUCAAACAACACGGUAUCUCAUGACACGGGUUCGCUAUAACACGAUUCAUAAAUCUGCGGGAACCCCCCUACAACACGGCAUUCUAUAAAACUGUUUUCUCUUUCAAAAAACCUUUGUACAACACUGUACUUCUACAGCCGCGGCAAGGCUUGCCGUCUUAAAGAUAUAGUUUUGCGAAAAGUAUUUUUUUUCAUCUCCAUGGCCUGAAAACAAAAGUGUUUCACGCUGUUGUGAACUGAAAACAUAAAUGCGUGUUGAAAGAAGAUAUGGCUCUCUUCAGUUAAAAUAGAUAACGUGCGUGAAUCAUCACAAAAUGAAAUUGGUGGCAUAUUAGAACUUGCUAAAUCAAUCGGAGGCGAAGGUUUUGUGGAUAUGGCUAUUGUGGACGUUCAAGGUUUAUUAGUGGAAGAAGAAGUUGACGAAGCAGAUUAGAUGGAAAUGGUAUCCGAAAUUGUAAAUGAAAUUGAUCCUGAGGACACUAGCACUAAUGAAGAUUGUGCUGUUAAUAAGUUAACAUUAAAAAUAUUAUAAGAAGGCCUAAGCUUAGCUGAAAAUCUCGAGUCAUUUUUCUUGAGAACAGAUCCUUCCAAAGAAAGAAGCCGAAAAUUCAAAAGGAAGUAUCGAAACUGUCUAGCUCCAUACCAAGAAAUUUACAAUGACCUGGUAAUAAACAACAAGCAAAGUAAAAUUACAAAUUUUUUAAAAAGGGACUUAAAAAAAAAAAA